Molecule: messenger RNA, 1711 nt
Organism: Cloeon dipterum
Lineage: Eukaryota; Metazoa; Arthropoda; Insecta; Ephemeroptera; Baetidae
Product: carbohydrate sulfotransferase 11-like
Exons: 4
Coding region: 135-1106 (323 amino acids)
Biological process (GO): carbohydrate biosynthetic process
Cellular component (GO): membrane
Molecular function (GO): sulfotransferase activity
Source: RefSeq, a predicted model, not a curated record
GCAGGUCUCGCACUUUUUUCUGUUUUUUUGCAGAGACUCGUCGGCGGGCCAGCCGAGGCAAAGAACCAUGUCUCCCACGCCAGUGCGAACUGUGGCAAUGGUUCUCAACUCGGCAGGGUGCAACUGACGACGAGAUGCGGCAGCUGAAGGUUGCAGCUUGUGGCCUCUUGGCCCUCAUCUUCUGCUCCACCCUGGUUUUCUACACGUCCCUGAAUCAGGUGGACCGCGAGCAAGGGCAAGAAAAGCACCCGCUCGUCUUCUACGAAGACGCGAUGGAGCAAAUCACCGUGUCGAGGAUGGUGGACGUCCAGCGGCAGAACCACCUGAAGAACCAGUGUCGCAUCAUGAAUUUAUCCAACGACCUCAACUCGGUGCUCAGUGACCAGGAGUUUCUCAGUCACGUUAUAGUCGACGAGGAGCACAAACUGCUCUACUGCUACGUGCCCAAGGUUGCGUGCACCAACUGGAAGCGCGUGUUGAUGGUGCUGAUGCAAAAGACCAACGUGACAAAGGUGCUGGACAUAACUGCCAGUCUCGCUCACAGCCAAAAUAUGUUCAUGAAACUGAUUAACUACACCACGCCCGAGGUGGAGCACAUGCUGAAGACGUACACCAAGUUCACCUUCGUCAGGCACCCUCUCGAGCGGCUUCUCUCCGCCUACAGAAAUAAGCUGCAGCAAAACUACGAAAGUUCAAGAUACUUCAAGCAGCGGUACGGGCGGCUGAUCGUGCGAUUGUACCGUCCAAACGCGUCUCCGGAGGCGCUGGAGAAGGGCGACGACGUGAGCUUCCAGGAGUUCGCGUCGUACGUGUCGGACACGCAGCUGCGUCCGAACGAGCACUGGCAGCCGGCGGCCGAGCUGUGCCGUCCGUGCGCGGUCAACUACGACGUGAUCGGCAAGUACGAGAGCCUCAAGCAGGACGCCGACUUCGUACUGAGCCACGUGAGCCGCGAUGUGCGCUUCCCGGAGCUGCCCAAGCCUUCGAUGACCAACGCCAGCCUCAAGUCGACGCUGGACGCGCUGCCGGAGCUGCUGCUCGAACGCCUCCAGCAGAUCUACGAGGCCGACUUCCGUCUCUUCGACUACCAGCCGGCCCUUCGAUAGCUAAAUCGGUGCUGCAAGCUAAAAAUCAAUCUGUUACUUUUAGAGGUCUCAGCCAGAUAUGCCAGCCGCCGGUGAAAAAGGGUCAAAAAUUAUUUUUUUUUUCAAUCCUCCUGAAAUCUCGCGGCUGAGACCUCUAGUUAUUUUGCAUUUAUUUCACAGCAUUUUAAUUUACUAAUCAGUUACCAAUUACCAAUCCGUUUGGCAAGACGCGGAAAUAUUCAUCCAGUACUUAUACUUCCUACUUAAACUGCAAUCAUUUUUAGCGAUAUAGAAAUGCGUGAGAUUUGCUUGCCCUGCAAAGUAAUGAAAAGGAGGUCGUUCGCAUGAUGUCAAAUGUGAUAUUUUCAGCUCUCUUUUGGCUUUUUUUUUUUAAAUAUUUGUGUAUAUUUUUACGAUUCCAACUCUGGGAAGGGAGAUAAAUUGAAGUGUGAACCCGCCACUAGCCAUCUAAUCCAUGUGUUCUCAUUCAGAUGAAAUAAAAAAAAAUCGAUGUUUAACUCGCACACAUGUAACGACGUUACAAAAAACGAAAUUCAAAUGUGUCAAAAAUGUUUGAGUGUUACUUCGUGAUAAAAAUAAAUAUAGAUACAUUUUUCAGUACGAAA